Lacerta agilis (Sand lizard) is the source of this 1407-nucleotide messenger RNA. RefSeq names its product egl-9 family hypoxia inducible factor 2 (gene EGLN2). The coding region runs from base 256 to 1218 and encodes 320 amino acids. Lineage: Eukaryota; Metazoa; Chordata; Lepidosauria; Squamata; Lacertidae. The transcript is spliced from 6 exons. Gene Ontology annotation, biological process: peptidyl-proline hydroxylation to 4-hydroxy-L-proline; cellular response to hypoxia. Gene Ontology annotation, cellular component: nucleus; cytoplasm. Gene Ontology annotation, molecular function: peptidyl-proline 4-dioxygenase activity; L-ascorbic acid binding; ferrous iron binding. The record is from RefSeq and is a predicted model, not a curated record.
AGGAGGAGGAGAGGAAGAAGAAGAGGCCUCGCAGCGGCCGGGGGCGCAUUGAGGACUAGCCGCUUGCGGGGCGACACCGGAUCCUUCCCGGCGAGCCAAGGCAAGGGGGCUGAGCACCCCCCCCCCCCAGACGGCAACAUGGCACCCCCAAGAGCUUCUCCUUCUCCGUGACCUGCCUUCCUGCCCCCACCAACCCCGCUGAAUCCGCCCCGGCCGCAAGAUGGCGCCGGCCCCCGCCUGCUCCCGGGACAUGCCAUGGAGGAGUCGCGCCCCGAGGACGCCGCGCUAGGGUUCCCACCCUGCCAGAGGAUGGGUCGGGGCAGCCAGGCCAGAGAGGCCUGCCCCCUGGAGGGCGAAGGGGCUGCCGUGGGGGGCCUCCUCCUGCUGGCACUCACCGGGCACCCGAAACGCCGCAGGGGGGGAGAGCAUGGAAGCGACAACGACGACCCUGCGGGCGAAGGGGCGGCCAAGCGGCAACGAGAAGCACCCCCGGACCCCCGGGCGUCCCCCUCGGGGCGCCUGGCGCUGGACUACGUGGUGCCCUGCAUGAACUUCUACGGGAUCUGCGUCAAGGACUCGUUCCUCGGGGAAGUUCUGGGCGCCCGGAUUCUGGCGGAGGUGGAGGGCCUCCACCGCAGCGGCAAGUUCCGCGACGGGCAGCUGGUCAGCCAGAGGGCGGUGGCCCCCCGCAGCAUCCGGGGGGAUCAGAUCGCCUGGGUGGAGGGCUGGGAGCCCGGGUGCCGAGCCAUCGGAGACCUCAUGGCGAACGUCGACCGGCUCAUGCUCCAGUGCGCCGGCAAGCUGGGCACCUACGACAUCCGCGGGCGGACCAAGGCCAUGGUGGCAUGUUACCCUGGCAACGGCAGGGGGUACCUCCGCCACGUGGACAACCCUCACGGAGACGGGCGCUGUGUCACUUGCAUCUAUUACCUAAACCGGCACUGGGACAGUAAGGUUCACGGCGGGAUCCUGCAGAUCUACCCCGAGGGGCGCUCGGUGGUGGCCAACAUCGAGCCCAUCUUUGACCGACUGCUCAUUUUCUGGUCUGACCGGCGCAACCCCCACGAAGUGAAGCCAGCCUACGCCACGAGGUACGCCAUCACCAUCUGGUAUUUCGACGCCAAGGAGCGGGCAGAAGCCAGAGGGAGGCACCAGCAGGCUCAGAAGAAGGGGGCAGAGCCCUCUCCCGAGGGGGCACAGGAAAACGGGCCGACCUGACGGACAGCCGGGCGUUGCCGCCGUGGGAUCCUGACCGCCAAAGACCCUCCGCUCUCUUUGGCCAUUUCAAGCUGCCUGUUGCCGCCUUUGCCGCUGCCUGUGUCUGCUGCCGCUGCUCCCCCCAACCCUGGCUGGCUGCAGCUAGAAGGUCUUUGACCACAGCCCAGGAGGAGAGGAAGAUGAUGAUGA